AACGUCAACGGAGAAGAUGAGGAUGAUGACGAUUUAUUUUCGACGAUUCUUCAAGAUGAAAGUAAGGAUGGGAUUAGUGACGAACCUACUUCGGAGCAAGUUUCCGAGCCAAAGUAUAAAGACACCACUGGCCCAUCCCAACUGCCCAGUAAGAAAAAAAAUACUGCCAGAGAGAAAUCCCAAGCAUCGUCAAACGAUCUAAAAUCCGAUCUUGCGAUAAAAAAUGUAGGCAGCAACAUGUUGAAACAAGUUAAAAGGCAAAAUUCGAACAAUGAUGUAGAAACUCAUGACCCAUGCAAGUCGGAGGAGCAAAUAGAAAGAGGACCAGAAGAAGAAGAGCGCAUAUCCGAAUUCAAUGUUGAAGGGGAUGCAGAUUUAACCGAAAUUGUGGAAAUGCAACCUCUUUCGAGCGAACAUCUCCAAAAUGAAAAUUCUUCUGAUCACGAGAUACAAAUACUAGCCCUCACCGAUGAUGAGUCACAAACGGAGUUAGAAGUCUUGGAAGAAAAUCUACAACCAAGUGAUGAUAUACACAGCAGUAAUGACGUUGGCCAGAAAUCGCGAAAAAGUGGUGGAUUUUUUAAGGAAUAUCAAGCAAUGCUUGAAGAUGCCGAUGAUUACCUAGAAGAUAACAAUUCGAUGGAUAGCAAAACAAAUGAAAUGCAUUCGUUUGGUGCAGAUGAAGAAAUAUUGGAAGAUACAGAGGUUCACAUGAAAUCAAUUGAACAGGAAAAUAUUGUCGAAGAGCAUGACGCCGAUGCAUCAAAACAUGCCCAGUCUACAACCGAGAACAUUGAAGCUACUGAAAAAGAAGCUAAAGGCAGAACACGGAAAACCCAAAACAGAACGAAUAAUCGCAGUUCCAGUACUCGAAUUGCAAAAAAAGGCGAGGGACUAAACACAUCAAACCGUUACGUAUGCUUUAAGUGCAAUCGUGACUUCAGCACCAAAACCAAUCUCAACCGACAUAUGGCAACACAUGAAGGCAAUCGAGCAUUUCAAUGCCAUAUUUGCGAUAAAACAUUCACCCAGAAUGUGUCACUAAAGCAGCAUAUGUACACCCAUACAGGUGAAAAGCCAUACCAGUGCGUAGUUUGUCAUAGAGGUUUUACGCAAUGCAAGAGUCUGGUGUUCCACAUGCGUAGACAUACCGGCGAAAAACCAUUUCCAUGUGAAAAGUGUGGAGCUCUUUUUCGACAGAAGGAUGGUUUAAAGACUCACAUCCUUAAAAGACACACAAUUAAAUCACAACAAGGCGAUGUUGAGAUAAUAACUUGUGCCAUCUGCAAGGAGGUAUUAGCUGACAAAAACUCUCUGCACGAACAUAUGAAGAAACACUUAAACGACUAUGUUCGAGUGGACUCUGCCAUGUCAUGCGCGAACCGCGAGGCAAAUAUAGAGGAAAAUGACAAUAACAAUAUUCUGCUCGAUUAUAUAGAUGAUGACCCACUGAACGACAAGUCUGGCGUUAUUAUAGAUGAUUCUGCACAAGGGAUUGCGGCUGAUAUAAGUUCAUCGGCGCAUGUGGUAGAUUUAAUGACAACGUCAGCGUUGGAACCAAGUCGUGCAAAGAAAUACCAAUGCCGAAUAUGUUUCAAAUGCUUCGCCAUUAAGAUAAAUCUCAUCCGCCAUUUAACUACCCACAAGAUUGAUGUUGCGUCGGAAGAGUUUCUUUGUAAAUUAUGUGAACUUUGUUUCACUAGUAGUGAAGAAUUACGUGCGCAUACGAUGAGUGAACACAAAGUCUACGAGUCCGGCUCCCAAGCACAGAAGAGUUGCAGAAUCAGAGCGAUUUACAACACGAUUUUAAAUGCCACACAGUACCCCUCCAAGCCGCUAAAAACACGGAAUAUGUGUAUAAAGUGUUUAGAAGAAACUGUUAAACGUCUCCAAGCAAUGAAUAAAAGAGGUUCUCAUUAACAUAGUGUA
Rhagoletis zephyria (snowberry fruit fly) is the source of this 1929-nucleotide messenger RNA. Its product is annotated as myoneurin-like. Gene Ontology annotation, biological process: regulation of transcription by RNA polymerase II. The record is from RefSeq and is a predicted model, not a curated record. Gene Ontology annotation, molecular function: DNA-binding transcription factor activity, RNA polymerase II-specific. Gene Ontology annotation, cellular component: nucleus. NCBI's taxonomy places the organism in Eukaryota, Metazoa, Arthropoda, Insecta, Diptera, Tephritidae.